GCGGCGGGGCGCAAAAAAAGCAACCAAACAUUGGGGCCAUAUUGGAAAAUAAUCAAAUUAAACCAAUUAAGCCUGAAUGAGAAACGAGCAUGGACCGCACGGUAAUUGCACCCUGGAAGGCCGAGGAGAAGGAGCAAAGCGAGAAGCUGCACAAGAAGCUCCAGGGCCUGGCUCUACUCUAUCCAAUGGGCGAGGAGAUGCGAAAGCUGCUCUCCUGGGACAUGUUCCUCAAGCCGAAUCAGGCGGCGUUCUUUCAGGUGAUGUACUAUCUGUUCCGUUUGCUGGAUCCGGCGGAGUUCAAGCGGCGCUUUUUCUGGCCAAUUACUGACAAAAAGGCGGAGGCCAAUUUCCGCUCCUGCACCGUGGAGUACCUGAAGCACUUGAACGAGAAGCAUCAGUUGCAGUGGGCGAACAUCAAGUCGUAUUUGGUGGUCAUGCCCGGUGGCCAUAAGUUCAUUAACUUUAUGCUGGACCUUGUCGGCUUUGUGGUCCAGGAGCUGAUCAAGCAACGUGAAAAAAUCUUACUCGUGGACACGAGUUCAUCCCAUCUGCGGGACUUGAAUGUCAAGGUGAUGGGCAGGCAGAAUUCCCUCCUGAAGGAGUAUGCAUCGUCGUAUGUGGAGGAAAUGGAACGGAAUGUGGCUCUUCUGCGAGAGAGUACCCUUAAAAUAAGACAAAUCAUUUCGGAGAUUUCCGUCAUCACGGAGAUACCCGAGAAACGUCUGUACGACAAUGUCUUCCUGGAAGAGUUUGUGGCAAGCAAUCGACUGGCUGUGCAACAUCAGAUAUCUGCGCCGGCUGCCACCAAUGCCACACUAGAGUCACCGCUCAGGGACCUCAAAGAGAAGAUCGAACGCUUCCAGGCCAAGCAGGCAGAGCACAAUCAAAACAAAGCAGCCAUGGACCAGACAUUAACCGACAUGCGCCAGCUCCUCGACAGCGAUGCUGAGCCGAUGUGCGCCUCCAAUGUAGAUGCCCUGGUGGGCGCCUUCAACAGAGUAAGUGAUACGAUUGCGGAGCAACUGGAUGCCAACGACCACUACAACGAAUCCAACGAGGUCGUGACCAAAGAACUGCAAGCGCUGCGCCUUGAACUGGCGGAGAUGGAGAGUCAGGUGACCAGAGUUCAACGGAAAUUGAAUGCUCGGCUCAGAGAGGAAAAGACCGGCAGCAGCAGCAGCCUUCAUCAGGCGCAGACGCAGCUUCAACAGUCAGUGGCUGGCACUCCGCGCCUGGAUAUGCGCGCCCAUGGCAUCGCCAUGAAGCUGGUGUCCACGCCGCCCAUUCGAUUCGAUUUGGCCAGCGGUAAUCUGCGCACGGCGCACGUCCGGCUGCCCCUGCAGGAUGACUUUAAGGCCAAACAACUGGACACGUUCAGCAACAGUUUACUGGCCCCUGCACCGCCACGAUCAGCGCGCAAAAUGAAAUCCCUUGACCAGUCCAGUGAUCUCAGUUGCACCCUGAACCGAUCCAGGGUGGCCAAUCCCAUGCAGCUGUUGCGCACCAUCGGCAAGUCCACGGCCAGACCCUCAGUGUCAGUCACGCAGCAGCAGCAGCAGCAGCUCAAUCUGUCAUCGCUGGGCAGCAAAUGGAAGCAGAUGCAGGCCUCGUUCGGCUUUGACGAUGCCCCAGGUGGAAUUGUUGUGCCCGUGCCCACUGUAGUAGCAUCCCCUGCAGAAUCUUCCCCUGCCGUCAGCGAGCCAUUGACGCCGUCGAGCUGCAAUGAUUGCACACGCAUUGAGCGCAUUCCCCCCCGGUCUUCCAAUGCCAACAGCUCGCUGGUGGCCAAGAGUGCGGCUGUGAGGAAGGUGCUGGAUCUCUCGCGCAAUGUCCAGAAUCUCAGUACAUCGCCGUCGGGCCGGCUGGAUCCGUUAGUGCCCGAAACGCCACUCCACGAACCGAUGCAACAACAAAUAAUGCCACGCGUUCUGCUCAACGACCGGACAAUGGAUCAGUUCGAGGACACCUUCGACAAUAAGGAGAAUGAAAUGAACGCCUUGAAUGAUGAAUCGAAGAACUUUGCUCUUCAGCUUGACGUUGGGGAUGACCUGCUCGACACCAGCGAUAGCGUGCUGAAGGAUGUUUCCAUGUAGCGACGGACUGGGGGCCAUCAUAGAUACCCGCCGGCUUUGUGUGUUUGUGGCAGUAUUUAAUGUUUAUUAUUUUAUGUAUUCGAAAUUUAUAAAACUUAUGUUCUAGCAUUUAUCUCUUGUCGCGCUUUCGCUCUGCCAUACAAAAAUCAGACUUUCCAAUGAA
Molecule: messenger RNA, 2256 nt
Organism: Drosophila persimilis
Lineage: Eukaryota; Metazoa; Arthropoda; Insecta; Diptera; Drosophilidae
Gene: dgt6
Product: augmin complex subunit dgt6
Exons: 3
Coding region: 90-2093 (667 amino acids)
Biological process (GO): spindle assembly
Cellular component (GO): mitotic spindle microtubule; HAUS complex
Molecular function (GO): microtubule binding
Source: RefSeq, a predicted model, not a curated record